This is a messenger RNA of Xiphophorus hellerii (green swordtail), 1015 nucleotides long. Its product is annotated as gastrula zinc finger protein XlCGF8.2DB-like. The annotation marks the transcript as partial. The transcript has 2 exons. The record is from RefSeq and is a predicted model, not a curated record. Gene Ontology annotation, cellular component: nucleus. Gene Ontology annotation, molecular function: RNA polymerase II cis-regulatory region sequence-specific DNA binding; DNA-binding transcription factor activity, RNA polymerase II-specific. NCBI's taxonomy places the organism in Eukaryota, Metazoa, Chordata, Actinopteri, Cyprinodontiformes, Poeciliidae. Gene Ontology annotation, biological process: regulation of transcription by RNA polymerase II.
AAAAGUUUUAUUCGAAAACAUGAUUUAACUCGUCAUGUGAUGAUUCACACUGGUGAAAAGCCGUUUUCAUGUGUGACCUGUGGGAAAAGUUUUAAUCGAAAACAGAGUUUAACUGAGCACAUGAUGAUUCAUACUGGUGAAAAGCCGUUUUCAUGUGUGACCUGUGGGAAAAGUUUUGUUGAAAAACAUAAUUUAACUCGUCACAUGAUGAUUCACACUGAUGAAAAGCCGUUUUUAUGUGUGAACUGCGGAAAAGGUUUUAGUGAAAAACAGAAUUUAACUCGUCAUAUGAUGAUUCACACAGGUGAAAAGCCGUUUUUAUGUGUGACCUGUGGAAAAAGUUUUAGUCAUAAACAGCAGUUAAUUCAGCACAUGAUGAUUCACACCGGUGAAAAGCCGUUUUCAUGUGUGACCUGUGGAAAAAGUUUUAAUCAUAAACCGACUUUAACUCAGCACAUGAGAAUUCACACCGGUGAAAAGCCGUUUUCAUGUGUGAAUUGUGGAAAAUGUUUUAUUCAAAAAUCUAAUUUAACUACGCAUAUGAUGAUUCACACUGGUGAAAAGCCGUUUUCAUGUGUGAACUGUGGAAAAAGUUUUGGUGAAAAACGGAAUUUAACUCGGCACAUGAUGAUUCACACUGGUGAAAAGCCGUUUUCAUGUGUGACCUGUGGGAAAAGUUUUUGUCAAAAAAAGCAUUUAACUCUGCACUUGAGGAUUCACUCUGGUGAAAAACCAUUUACAUGUGUGAACUGUGGAAAAAGUUUUCGUAAUAAACAUAGUUUAACUAAGCACAUGAUGCGUCACACAGUUGAAAAACUGUAGAAGUAUGUUCCAUAAAUGUCCUGCAUUGUAUUUGUUAAAUGUGAUCAUUUUGAUCUUCACAUUUGGAUACUUAGAGAUGUUCAACCAUGACACAUUAUCCUUCAUUGAUGUUUUAUUUUUCUGGUAUAUUCUGUAUCAAAAAACAAUAAUGAUAAACUGUAUGUUAUUGUAUUAACUUACUGUUUAUGUCAAA